Messenger RNA from Epinephelus fuscoguttatus (brown-marbled grouper), 4517 nucleotides. It is a transcript of the gene flrt1b, whose product is annotated as fibronectin leucine rich transmembrane protein 1b. Gene Ontology annotation, molecular function: protein binding. The coding region runs from base 1433 to 3631 and encodes 732 amino acids. The transcript is spliced from 3 exons. Lineage: Eukaryota; Metazoa; Chordata; Actinopteri; Perciformes; Serranidae. The record is from RefSeq and is a predicted model, not a curated record.
GGAGGAGGAGGAGGAGGAGGAUAGAACGCGCGCUGGAGGCGACACCUGUCAAGUCGUUACUAAACACAGUUGGUUUAUUUUAAAAGACCGAGGCGCCCUGAAGACUUGCGGGAUAAACCGAGGUGGAAAUAGAGAUUAGUCGCACCUAUUGCCGCUGCUUUGCGCUCGGGGAGAGACGCGGAGCUGUUUGAAGGAGCAGAGAGGAGAAGAGGAGUGUGUAGCGGUAACGUUAUGACAAGACGUUUUGGAGUUGAAGUAGCGAAGUUGACGUAGGUUAGAGGGGAGCUAAGUGACAGCGAGAAGCCACGGUGGAGAGGAGAAAAAAGACGGGACUUUAUCCGAGGGUGGUGCUCUCUAACACUCAGCCAGCUGUCCUGCUGAAGCAAACACCAGUGACGUCUACCUUGGGGGAUACUAGAUGGCGGUGCAUUUCUGCUAACCUGUGGGGGAACUUUUCACACUGAGCAACGUGACUGGCCAUCACAGCGCUGCUCAGAGCAUACUACGUACAGUACACACGGCCAGCGUGCUUUGCUGCCUCUGAAGAUCAUCUGUGUGAACUGAAAAGGAAGUGAUCAAAAAUUUAACAGAGGAGAGUGAGGCAGAAAGUGAGAGGGAGGAAGAAAGAAACCUCUGGACUCUUACAGCCUGUAUUUUGCACCAGGCCAACCUGUCCAUCACAGCCUCAAACGUACUCAUUACCAUCACUGAACUGUGAAAUCUAUGUUGUAAUAAUUGUUAUAAUACAGCUAAUAACCGUAAGGACUCUUUGCUGGAUUUUUCUGAGCUGCGGAAAUCCCACUUAUUCUCUCCUUGUUGCUCAUUAAUUAAAUCCACUACCUGGUUACUGAAAGCAAGCGUAGCACAGCACUGUACUAUUUCUGCAUGACCCAGUGCUUGCAUGAGUAUCCAGGAUUGCUUUUGACUUCGAAGAAGAACCCUUGAGCCGUCAACCAUCUUCUGACUGUCUGCCCAACUGUAGCGUUUGGGUGUGGAGCGGUGGUUUCAGAAUUAGGCCUCUGGACACUCGUUGAAGAUGACUUGAGUUGGCAGGCCUAAAAGCCCCUUACCCCAGAGAGAAAGAGAGCUUGGCAGUAGGACACACACACACAACACACAAAUGUGGGUGCCGAGGCGGCUUUGAGCCAUGCUGGUGUUGCUACUCGCGGAGCCCUGGAGUACAGGCUAUCAUCAUCCCUAUCAUCAUUCACCCAAGCUGAGGAAGAUUCAACGGCCCCAAGGAGCGAGGCUACACUUGUGAACGAUUCAAAGAAGACUGGGAAACUGCGCUAACACACAGAGAUCCACAGAUACAUCCUCAAUCACACACACAGACACACUAACACUCUUCUCUACAAAUCCUUGAUACAGGAAAAACAAAGCUGCGGCGGACGUGAAAGGCACAGAGACUGAGCAGGAGCUGUGCACCAACAUGGCAGCUGAGAGUCUUGCUGAGCUCCGUGAUUGGCUCUUUCUGCUCCUCCUGUGCCUCACCUUAUUGGCUGAGGUGCUGGAACUGGCGGCAGCGGCAAUCGCCAUGGAGACGGGCGAGGGAGAUGAGGGCAUUGUUUGUCCCUCAGUGUGCCGCUGUGAUGAGGGUUUUGUCUACUGCAAUGACCGUGGCCUCAGCAUAAUUCCUCCACUACCACUAAUGGCUGCCAUCCUUUACUUGCAGAGCAACCGGCUGAGUAACGCUGGCCUGCCUCCCUCACUGGAACGCAGCACUUCCAUACGAGUGAUUUACUUGUAUGCCAACCAGUUGGAUGAAUUCCCUAUACACCUCCCGCCUUCGUUACGGGAGCUCCAUUUGCAGGAUAAUAAUAUACGAACGUUACCGAGAUCAGCUCUGGCCAAGUUACCAUUACUAGAACGUUUGCACCUGGAUGAUAACUCUAUAUCCACAGUUAGCAUCCAGGAGCGAGCUUUUUCUGGGACUCCACGGCUUCGACUGCUGUUUCUGUCUCGGAACCACCUUUCAAGCAUCCCUGCAGGCUUGCCAGCAUCCUUGGAAGAGUUGCGUCUGGACGACAAUAGAAUCAGCACCAUCCCCACACAUGCCUUUCGGGGGCUCUCCUCCUUGCGACGCUUGGUCCUGGAUGGGAACCUGUUGGCCAACACACGCAUUGCAGACGACACCUUUUCCCGUCUCUCCAAUCUGACUGAGCUGUCACUGGUGAGGAAUGCCCUGCAGUCUCCGCCAGUCUACCUGCCGUCGGCUCACCUCGUGCGACUCCAUUUGCAAGACAACGGAAUGACUCACAUACCACGAGGGGCACUGGACGGGAUGCGGCGGCUACAGAGGCUGGACCUGUCGGGAAACAAUCUAACCACUCUCCCGAGAGGACUUCUGAAGGACACCGAGAGCCUGGAGCUGCUACUGCUGAGAGGAAACCCCUGGUACUGUGGCUGCAACCUUCGCUGGCUCCACGCAUGGCUGCACAGCCGUGGGGCAGGGGUUACAGUCAGGGGUCUGACCUGUCAGGCGCCCGAGCCUGUAAGGGGCCAGGCCCUCAGAGAACUAACCUCCCUAAUGGAGCAAUGUGAAGGUCCCCCUGCUGGUCCCAGUAUUGGAAUGGGGAUGAACCCAGCUGAAAAAGACGGAGGGAGUGACGAUGGUGUUGGAGGGGGCCAAGCAGUCGCUUCAGUCCCCCAUGGCAGCACCACCACUUCCUCUCUACUGGUCCCCACACAAGGUUCCCUCUUCACCCUGCGAGCCAAGCGGCCAGGCCUUGUUAUGCCUCUGCCUCCCGGUGAAGGGGGACAGGUAUCUGGAGAGGCCCUGGAGCUGACUGUAAAACCUCUCUCCUCGGACAGUGUACUGGUGAGUUGGCUGUGCCCACAGCCGACACCCUCCUUCCGCCUGUCAUGGCUGAGGUUGGGCAGCAGUGCAGCUCUUGGUUCUAUAACAGAGACUCUGGUACCUGGAGAGAGGAGGCAGUACCUCCUCACACAGCUCACCCCACGCUCCCAUUACCUCAUCUGCCUGCUGCCACUACGACAGGAGUCCUCCUUUGGGGGUUCCAGCAUGGGUUCAUCUCGAAUUGGCAGCAUGGACACGGACAAUAAAGACUCUGCCCCAGCCUGUGCUCAGAUAGAGACUGGAGAGGCUCUGGUCAGCGCAGGAGGGGAGGGGUCAGAUAAAGAGGGACAGGACUCAGAACUAACAGCCCUGCCACUGGCCGGGAUCAUAGGGGGUGCCACAGCAUUAGUAAGCCUGUUGUUAAUCUUUGGCAUCUUCUGCUGGUAUGGACAAAGAGCAGGUUACGUGUCCGGGGACUCAGGCUCGUACAGCAGGGGCCGGGGUGGGAAACAUUAUGAUGACUAUGUAGAGUCAGGCACCAAGAAAGACACUUCCAUCUUAGAGAUCAGGGCCCCUCCUGCAGGGUUUCAGAUGACAGCUAUGGCCCAUCAGCCCCUGCAGCCUAAGCUGGAGGAUGUCACCUACAUCCACACCAUUUUCCCCUCCUCUUCCUCUUCCUCCCAAGCUAACGGGACCUACCGGAGCAGCCACGGAACCGGCAGCCUCAAUGGCACCAUCCUCAGCCAAACCAGCCACCAUCACGUUACUUAUGGUACCAACCGUGGCUACAGAGAGGGUGGCAUCCCCGACAUAGAUUAUGCCUACACGUGAUGAUACAGGGAUGCACUCCCUGAGCCACAAAUGCCAGGCGCCAUUUCUGUGAUGACGACCUCUUGGCCGGUGGCUGUUUUGUCCUUGGUUUCCAAAGUACCCUCUGUGCCUCUGCUGGUUCAAUUCUGAUUGGUUUGCUAAGUAGAAAAGACUGGUUUCAGCUAUCUUGAUUGGACAUUGCUAUUGAGUGACAGAAGUAACAGUCCUACUAUACUCUACUGCUGUAUACUACAUUAUACAGUAGGUCCUUCUUUCAGCGCUACUUAUAGUUAUAAAUGGUUAUGUUUUCUCUUUUGGAUAUCUCAGUGUCUUUCAAACCUACUGUUCUUCUCAGCUCAUAAUAAUACACAGUAACUUAUUUGAGGUUGAUAUACUAGGCUUAGCUGAUUUAGCAGGAGAUAUAUUUAUAAUACGAGGAAAAGGCACUUGAUGUGUAUAGAGAUAGCUCUCAUAUCUUCCUACCAACUGUAAGCUCUGUGCUGUAUAGAUAAAAGGGAUGACAGAGGGAGAAAUCAAUGGUUGUUAUAACCCACAGAUGACAAUGCAUCAUGGUUGACAUGAAAAGAUGUGUUUCUAGCCCCCUCCUUUUCCUCUAGUUUACUCCCCUCCUUUUUAAUUUUUCCUCCUUUCCGCCUCUUUUUUUUUUUUUGGCUGAGGCUCUUUCCUUUUAUUUCUCUCGUGUCUUUUGUGGUGCCGUGAGCAGAGGACGACUUUGUUCUCGCCAAGGGAGCUGACAGCAGUGAUAACAGUUCUGACAGAGACGGGAGACACAAACCACAGCAUGGGGAGACUAAUGAGAGGGAGAGAGGGAGCGAAAGACAGAGCGAGAGAGCGUCGGUAGGGGGGGUGAUGGAUGGAUGGAUGGAUGGAUGGAUGGAUGGAUAGA